This is a messenger RNA of Dipodomys spectabilis (banner-tailed kangaroo rat), 2819 nucleotides long. It is a transcript of the gene Mcam, whose product is annotated as melanoma cell adhesion molecule. Gene Ontology annotation, biological process: angiogenesis. Bases 34 to 1974 code for a protein of 646 amino acids. NCBI's taxonomy places the organism in Eukaryota, Metazoa, Chordata, Mammalia, Rodentia, Heteromyidae. The transcript has 16 exons. The record is from RefSeq and is a predicted model, not a curated record. Gene Ontology annotation, cellular component: plasma membrane.
CUUCACUUGGCUCUCGCCCUCCGGCCGGGAAGCAUGGGGUCGCUCCGGCUCGUCUGCGCCUGGGUGAUCGUUGCCGGCUGUGGCUGGCGCUGCGCCUCGGGUGUGCCCGGAGAGGCCCAGCAGCCUGCGCCCGAGCUGGUGGAAGUGGAAGUGGGCGGGACGGCCCUCCUGAAGUGUGGCCCACCCCAUGCCCUGGGCAACCUCAGCCAGGUGGACUGGUUUUCUAUCCACAAGGAAAAGCAAACAGCCAUCUUCCAUGUGCGCCAGGGCCAGGGCCAGAGCGCCCACGGGGAGUAUGAGCACCGACUCAGCCUCCAGGGGCCAGGGGCGACCCUGGCCCUGCAUCAGGUGACCCCCCAUGAUGACCGGGUCUUCCUGUGUCAGAGCAAGAGCCCUCGGCUCCAGGAUCACCGCAUCCAGCUCCGUGUCUACAAAGCUCCAGAGGAGCCAACCAUUCAGGCCAAUGCUGUGGGCAUCCCCGUGGACAGUAGGGAGCCUGAGGAGGUUGCUACCUGCGUGGGGAGGAACGGGUACCCCAUUCCUCAAGUCGUCUGGUACAAGAACGGUCGGCCCCUGAGGGAGGAGAAGAACCGUGUGCAAAUUCAGUCAUCGCAGAUUGUGGAGUCGAACGGCUUAUACACCUUGCAGAGUGUUCUGAAGGCUCAGCUGGUUAAGGAGGACAAAGACGCCCAGUUUUACUGUGAGCUCAGCUACCGGCUGCCUAGUGGGAACCACAUGAAAGAAUCGAAGGAAGUCACCGUCCCUGUUUUCUACCCUGCUGAAAGAGUGUGGAUGGAAGUUGAGCCCGUGGGGGUGCUGAAGGAAGGGGACCGCGUGGAGAUCAGGUGUUUGGCAGAUGGCAACCCCCAGCCCCACUUCAACAUCAACAAGCAGAACCCCAGCACCAGGGAGAUGGAGGAAGAGAAAACCUUGGACGAUGGCAUCCUGAUCUUGGACCCCGCCCAGAAGCAGCACAGCGGGCUGUACGAAUGUCAGGGCCUGGACUUGGACACCAUGAUACCACUGAUGAGUGACCCCCAGGAGCUGCUGGUGAACUAUGUGUCGGACAUUCAGGUGAGUCCCGAAGCUCCUGAGGGCGUGGAAGGCAGCAGCCUCGAGCUGACCUGUGAGGCAGAGAGCAACAGGGAGCUGGAGUUCCAGUGGCUGAGAGAAAAGACUGGCCAGGUGUUGGAAAAGGGAUCUGUGCUCCGGUUUCCCAACCUGAGACGGGAGGCCGCAGGAGGCUACCUCUGCAUGGCGUCUGUCCCCAGUGUUCCUGGCCUGAACCGCACACAGCUGGUCAAUGUGGCCGUUUUUGGGCCCCCAUGGAUGGCACAAAAGCAGAGGAAGGUGUGGGUGAAAGAGAAUGCCACGGUCAGCCUGUCUUGUGAGGCCUCAGGACAUCCUCAGCCUACCAUCUUCUGGAAUGUGAAUGGCACGGCAAGUCAACAAGAACAGGAUCCGCAGACAGUACUGAGCACCCUGAAUGUCCUUGUGACCCCAGAGCUGCUGGCAACAGGCGCAGAAUGCACAGCCUCCAACUCCCUGGGAAUAAACACCACCCUCCUCGUCCUGGAGCUGGUCAGUUUAACCACCCUCACACCUGACUCCAACACAACCACUGGCCUCAGCACCACCAUGGUCAGUCCUCAUGCCAGAGCCAACAGCACCUCCACAGAGAAAAAGCUGCCAGAGCCCGAGAGCAAGGGCGUGGUCAUCGUGGCCGUGAUCGUGUGCAUCCUGGUCCUGGCCGUGCUGGGCGCUGUCCUCUACUUCUUCUACAAGAAGGGCAAGCUGCCCUGCGGGCGGUCAGGCAAACAAGAGAUCACGCUGCCCCCGUCUCGUAAGAGCGAAUUUGUAGUUGAAGUUAAGUCAGAUAAGCUCCCAGAAGAGAUGGGCCUUCUACAGGGCAGCAGCGGAGACAAGAGGGCUCCAGGCGACCAGGGAGAGAAAUACAUCGAUCUGAGGCAUUAGCCCCCGAGGUCACUCAGCUUCAUCCCCACCUGGAAGGUUUCCAGCUCCCUGCUCACUCUUCUCCCCAGCCGACACCCGCAAAAGGGAACACUGAGAGCACCCUGCUCCAGCUCACCUGCAGCUGCUCCGGAGGAGCGGGCUGGGGCCAACACCGUCUGGGGAAGGACCGCACUCCGCCCUGCAGGCUCUCAGGGUCCAGUCCACCUGCAUCGAGUGCUGACCAUCCCGGCAAGGGCCUCGGUCCCCAGGACUGGAGAGGAGGCUCUGCGUUUCCUCCUUACACACGCUAUGGCUGUCAACCUGUGUUCUGUCUGACAGCAGCGGGCUAGGGUGGCUCCUCUGAGCUGGUGUUCCGAGCAGCACUGCUCACCCCUGGCUCGAGUACCCUGCAGAGUUGCUCUUACUUCUCCAUCAGCCCCCUUUUUUGUCUUUGGACAGAAGCCAGGAGCUGGCAUCAUUGCUUCCAAGGUGCAUCCCUGCCCUGUGGUGAAAUUGGGCACAGCUUUCGAGGGAUCCAUCCAGCCCCUUGGGGUCAUGAGGCAACAGACGGGACAAAGAUGGCUCCCAGGUGACUUCCUCAUGUAUCGAAACCAGUCACAUGGUCACCAAAUUUCUAUAAAGCGAAUGGGCUCAGACCCUUCAAGAGCCCAAAUGGGAGAAUGAUACCUGGAUGAAAAACAGGCCUGGCUUAGAGCUUUGGAGGUGUUACAUGUACGUGUGUGUGAAUGUGUAUGUGUGUGUGUUUUUGCUAGGUUGUAAAUUUGCAAAGCGCUUCCUUUUUUAUAAAUAUAUAUGUGUAUAUAUAUAUGUAUAUGGAAAAUAAAGCUUAAUUACCCCAGAAGCCU